AUGUUCUUGAGUAUCAGAGGCGAGGACACUUGCAAGACUUUUACAGAUCACCUCUAUACGGCCUUUGUCAACGCUGGACUUUGUACUUUCCGAGAUGACCCUGAACUUGAGAAGGGAGAAAGUGUCAAGGAAAAUCUAGAGAAAGCAGUUCAACAAUCACGAAGUUCUGUUAUUGUGCUUUCAAAAGACUAUGCAUCUUCCAGGCAAGAAUCAAAGUUCAUCCAGAGUACAGUUAAAAGUGAUUCAAGACAAGCUAGGUUGUUUGCCCUUGAGCGUCGUCAAGGAGCGAGGGGAAGCAACUUAAUCAAUAACCCAACUGUAAAGGCCUGGCUCAGUGAUCUUAAAGAAUCUGUCUAUGAUACAGACGACCUGUUGCGGGAGAUCAACACAGAAAUGUCAAGGCAAAAGAUGGAGCCGGAAUUGGAAAGUUGCUCGAGUAAGGUACAAGAGCUCAUUUAUACUCCUCCAUCUCAUGCUUUCGACUCAGCAUUAAUGAACUCCAGCGUAGAGGAAGUUUUUAACAAACUAGACUUCAUUACAAAGCAGCUAUUAAAUGUUUGA
Messenger RNA from Rosa chinensis, 561 nucleotides. RefSeq lists its product as uncharacterized. The transcript has 3 exons. The record is from RefSeq and is a predicted model, not a curated record. Bases 1 to 561 code for a protein of 186 amino acids. Gene Ontology annotation, biological process: signal transduction. Lineage: Eukaryota; Viridiplantae; Streptophyta; Magnoliopsida; Rosales; Rosaceae.